UUGGGGGCUCUGGGCCCACGUGAUAAACCUCUCAACCUCAAGCAUGCUGUAUAAAGGCUCGGGUUAAUUUCAAAUCCAUGUGCUGAGGUAUUUUUUGAAAGAUGGAGUUGCUAUGGUGUUGGAUAUUUACAGGAUCUCUAAUGUUUGUGGAUAUCAUUUGGACUUUACCCAUCUCUGAGGAACAAUGGUUGAGACCUGAAGAUGUUCAGCUGGCUGAGGGGUACCUGAGGAGAUUCUAUCAGCUGAGAACAUCCAGUAGUAGCCGACAUCAAAGUCGCAAUAGAAGGGAUACCUCCGCCAUGGUGGACAAGAUCAAAGAGAUGCAGGGCUUCUUUGGUCUGGAGCAGACUGGUACUCUAGACCCCCAGACCCUGGCUGUGAUGAGAAGGGACAGGUGUGGAGUUCCAGAUGUAGAGAACUUCAGUGUUUAUCCUAAAAGAACCAAGUGGAGGAACAAAACAAUCACAUACAGGAUUGAGAAGUACACCCCUGAUCUUACAAGAGAGGAAGUUGAUAGAUCCUUCCACUUGGCUCUAAAACUCUGGAGUGAUGCAGCCCCGCUGAACUUUGUCAAAGUGAACAAUGGAAAAGCAAACAUCGUCCUCACGUUCGCAUCAAGAACUCAUGGAGAUUUUUUCCCUUUUGACGGCCCCAAGGGGGUGCUAGCCCAUGCCUUUGAGCCAGGGCAAGGUAUGGGGGGAGAUGUGCACUUUGACGAAGAUGAAACUUGGACAACGGGCCAAGAAAAGCCGGGUUAUAACCUAUUCACUGUUGCUGCCCACGAGUUAGGCCAUUCCCUGGGACUCUCCCAUUCUAAAAACCCCUCAGCACUUAUGUACCCAAACUACAAGUAUUAUGACAGUGCAAAGUACACACUGCCAAGAGAUGACGUGAUGGGUAUCCAGGCAUUGUAUGGCAAGCCUAUCAGAAAACAGGAAACAGUUACCAUCCCUAGAAAGUGUGACCCCAACUUCUCAGUUGAUGCUGUGGCGGUGAUCGGGAAUGAGAUUGUAUUCUUCAAAGACAGAUAUAUGUGGAUCAGGACAACAUGGUCAACGUACUGGAACCAGCUGAGGGAAGGAUUUAGUAGCACAUACCUUCCUGGCAUCAACUCUGCUAUAAAUGCGGCCUAUGACAUCCCAGCCAAGGGAGUGGCGUACAUCUUCACUGGUCCAAAGUACUGGGUGGUUCAACAGCUAAAGAUGAAAAGUCAUUUUGGCUCAAUCUAUGAGUAUGGAUUUCCAUCCACAGUGAAGCACAUUGAUGCUGCUGUUCAUGUCAGUGGCUAUCGGAAAACAUUCUUCUUUGUUGGACAGGUUUAUUAUAGGUAUGAUGAAAACAAAAGGAAGAUGGACCCAGGGUUUCCAAGAAGUUUCCCUUUGGACUUGCUUAGCAUUGUGAGGAAGAUUGAUGCAGCGUUUGAAUUAGAAGGUCAUAUCUACCUCUUUAGCGGGACAAAGGCAUACCUCUACGACUACAGACAAGACAGGGUGCUCAAGAGGAUUCCUGCAAAUGCAUGGCUUGGUUGUUAACUCAUUUAUCAAAAAACACAGGGCCUAUGUAGAGCUCUUAAGAUACAAUUUCUGAUCAUUCAAUUUUCAUGUCUGUUUUUAUGAAUUUUAUAUUCUAGUGGGUUAUAUAUUUUUAGAUGUAUAUUUUUUGUUCUUGAAAUGAACUUUGGAACAGUAAUCAUUUCAGAGGAUUUUUUUGUCUGGUGAGACACUGAGCACUUGUUUGCUUUCUCAUCUUGUAUCAACCAUUGCUUGAAUUUUUAUUAAAUAAUAUUCAUAAGAAAUCAACCGAUCCUGUGUAUGGUAUAUUAUUAUAUAUCAAUAACAUUAGAUAUCAUAAACAUGUAUAUAUCACUUUAUAAUGCUAUUC
This is a messenger RNA of Hypomesus transpacificus, 1881 nucleotides long. RefSeq names its product matrix metallopeptidase 20a (enamelysin) (gene mmp20a). The coding region runs from base 102 to 1532 and encodes 476 amino acids. The record is from RefSeq and is a predicted model, not a curated record. Gene Ontology annotation, biological process: collagen catabolic process; extracellular matrix organization; proteolysis. Gene Ontology annotation, cellular component: extracellular matrix. The transcript is spliced from 10 exons. Lineage: Eukaryota; Metazoa; Chordata; Actinopteri; Osmeriformes; Osmeridae. Gene Ontology annotation, molecular function: metalloendopeptidase activity; zinc ion binding.